AUGAAUUACUUAAUCGUACCUGUUGUUCUGGUCGCUCUUCAUUUAUCACAUACUCAAGCUGCUUCAGCUCGCAUGCUAGGAGAACUUAUUUAUAAACCUCACUUCGAUGAUUAUGAGAUGCCAGAAUCCUGUGAGGGAAUGUCGUUCUGUUUCGAAAAAGGUGAUAAUUACCCGGACGACAAGGUUGCUGAACUUUUGAAAGAUAUUAAUUUUUUGCAAGUAGAGUCCAAAGAUUCUCAGGACUUUACCAUCGGGUCUCGCAACGGUUUCGAGUACGACGAGCCAGACUGUCCCUCCAAUGCAACUGAACAACCCAUUCACUACAUCCUCGAUGAAUCUGACACAGUAAGGGUUGUGGUACAAAUGCCCGGCAGAUUCCAACAGAUCUACACAACUAAAUGGUGCUUAAACGAAGGCCGUAUCACACGCGACACCCCUCACUUCCUAAAGAGUACAACUCUUCAACAAUUCAACAUUGAAUGCGUCAGCACCAGAAUGAACUACGACUUUUUUGUACUCAGUGAAGAUUCUGACAACAAAAUGGAGAUUGUUCAGGCUAAAGGCGGGAUCCCUGUCUGCUGCAGGUGUAGAUACAAUGCUGAAGAUUAAACACGCAGAGCUGAAAAUGAAUGAAGUAGUCAAGAUCAGCAAAGACGAUCUAUUGUCGAUUUUUCUCUACAUUUGGAAUAAUG
Molecule: messenger RNA, 692 nt
Organism: Trichoplusia ni (cabbage looper)
Lineage: Eukaryota; Metazoa; Arthropoda; Insecta; Lepidoptera; Noctuidae
Exons: 6
Coding region: 1-609 (202 amino acids)
Source: RefSeq, a predicted model, not a curated record